GCCGAGGCGCGGGCGGGAGCGGCGGGAUGUCGGGGCCCAACGGAGACCCGCACGUGCUGGGCGGCGGCACCGGCCACGACGGCGACGACGACGGCGACGGCGACGACACCUUCGAGGAGGAAGAAUAUGCAGCAAUAAACUCUAUGCUGGACCAGAUCAACUCCUGCUUGGAUCACCUGGAGGAGAAGAAUGAUCACCUACACGGCUGCUUGAAGGAACUGCUGGAGUGCAGCCGCCAGACCCGUCUGGAGUUCCAGCAGCAGAACAAGCAGCUGAACAGUGGAGCUGAUGUGCAGGGAUCUCAGCCUCCUGCCUAGAGUCUGACCACACACCCUCAGCUGCUGUUGCUAAGGGGACAGUUACUGGUCACCAAUUUAAUGUAAAACUUGGAAUAGCAGAGGUGCCUCGUGUCUGUUA
Messenger RNA from Cyanistes caeruleus (blue tit), 417 nucleotides. It is a transcript of the gene BBLN, whose product is annotated as bublin coiled coil protein. The record is from RefSeq and is a predicted model, not a curated record. Lineage: Eukaryota; Metazoa; Chordata; Aves; Passeriformes; Paridae.